AUGGCUAUGGAUGCGCUUAAGAAUCUUGUCAAUAACGUUCCGGACUGGUUACAGCGACUCGACGACCUCAGUGGCCAGAUCGACCGACGCCAGGCCGAGCUGGCCGCUGUUGCUGCCGCGGAGGGCAAAAGUGCGGAGACAAAGUCGCUUCGCAACAAAGGCUCAACCGAGUCACUCAAGCCUAAAGAUGAUCCUCCAGUAGUUCACGCCGAGGCCCCAGCGAAUAAGGACAUCCUCGAAGAUGGCGUAGGUGACAACACAGCACAGACACCAGUCAAGCCCGAGACACCCAAGGUGCAUACCCCAAGCCCUGGUUCCAUUCGUCAGCAACAAGAGAUCAUCAAAGCCGCACAAGCCAGAGCACGAGCUCAGGUUAGAAAGAAGCCUAAGUCGCCAUCUAUGAUGUCCAACGAAGACGCCCCUACCGCUUAUCGAACACGGAGCAUGAUCAUUGUUUACUAUGAUAGCUAUGUUCAGAGCUUCUUUGACGAUCUUGUGAGGUUUGUCUCGUCAAGUCGGAACCUGAUGCGCAAAGCCAAGAUGGCCGCAAGAGUUGCCCAGAUCAAGAAACUUGCGGAGCAAGACGUAUCAGAGGAUGGAAGUAAUGACGACGCUCUCCCUUCACUACGAUACAUGAGCAGCAGGCGAUUCGGCCCUAUGUCAAUAUCUCGACCCGGUGCUGGCGACCAACCACCAGACGUAUACGAUAAGCUGGAUAAGGGCCUCGAAUUUGUGCAGAGCAUGUGUGAGCACGGUGCUCAUCAGUUCCUUCGCGAUGGCGACUGCAACGACGAGAUCAGCAAAGUACAGAAACGACUGACUGAGGUUCUCGAGAUGGCCAAGACGGAAAUGGAGCGCGUAGAGCGCGAAGAGCCUGAACUAGCAAAGGAAACAGGCGAGAUGGGCAAAGUCCGGACACGGCGGCCCAUAAGUAUGCGUCGCGAUAUGGCCGUUGGCUUGAAGGAGAGCAGCCCGACACCUACUAAGGAGGAGAACAAGUUGGAGCCCGCAAAGCUCGAGGCUGCCGAACCUAUUAUCCCAGCAGAUCCCAUGGCACCUAUGGCUGUGGAUCCAAAUAUUAUGGAAGCCGACGAAGGCAUCGAUGUCGAAAUGGAACUUCCCAAACUGCAAUAUCGAUCAACCCGGGCGAUGCGCAGUCGUGGACCAUAG
This is a messenger RNA of Fusarium musae, 1170 nucleotides long. RefSeq lists its product as uncharacterized. Lineage: Eukaryota; Fungi; Ascomycota; Sordariomycetes; Hypocreales; Nectriaceae. The record is from RefSeq and is a predicted model, not a curated record. Bases 1 to 1170 code for a protein of 389 amino acids. The transcript has a single exon.